This is a messenger RNA of Gekko japonicus, 2709 nucleotides long. It is a transcript of the gene TMPRSS13, whose product is annotated as transmembrane protease, serine 13. The record is from RefSeq and is a predicted model, not a curated record. Lineage: Eukaryota; Metazoa; Chordata; Lepidosauria; Squamata; Gekkonidae. The transcript is spliced from 12 exons. Gene Ontology annotation, molecular function: protein binding; serine-type endopeptidase activity. Gene Ontology annotation, biological process: proteolysis. Bases 439 to 1779 code for a protein of 446 amino acids.
CUGCCUGGCUGCCGCUGAAGGGCAUGGCGGUGAGGCUGGCUCCUGGCCCCCCGGGGAGCAAGAGCGGUGGUUGUCCUCACAGGCCGGAGAGGCGCUGAGUGGAGGAGAAGCUUUUUCCCUGGAGGCUCUGGAGGGCAGCGCCCACCACCUUGCUCCUGGCGUCCCGCGGAGGGAGGCUCUCCCGGCAAGGAAGCACAAAGCAGAGUGGAGUUUCUGGUCCGUCCGGUUCCUGAGGUGAUUGCACCUGCCGUGGCCCCGCAUCCGGGAGCGAGCAGACCUGCCUGGCACGACAGAGUCUCUUCCACGGCCAGCAAGACGGGCCGCCAGCCCUUGGGGGGGGGGGGGGAGGAGGAAGCUCCCUGCCACUCACUGUGAGCUCUGUGUGCGUGGGGGGAGGGGGCUGCAGUGACCCCUCAGCACUGGGCCAGUGAAGAGGCCAUGGAAGCGGGGCUGUGGCCGGGAAGCCCUCCCUCCCGGCACUGUGACCUGCACCCCGGCCUCCACAUCCCACCAGCCUUCCAACCAAGACCCUCCUUGGAGGCCGUCCAAGGAGUCGCCUUCAGGCCGCACGCUCCAGAUUCCGGACGGGAUCCUCCGCCUUCGGUGGCUCGUGGGACCUCAACGGCCUCCUCAGCCACCACCUUCAAGGCGUCUUGGGGGAUGGGCCAAAAGAGAGUGGCCCUGAUCCUCUGCCUCCUGGUCCUCAUCGUCCUGAUCUUGGCCCUCAUCCUGCUGUUCUUGUUCUGGAGGUCGAGCACGGGCAUCGUGUACAAGGAGCCGGAGGAGAGCUGCAGGGGCCAGGCGGUGCGCUGCGACGGCAUCGACGACUGUUCCCAGCGGAGCGACGAACUGGACUGCGGUGACCGGGGGGGGGGGCGGCUCCUGUGUUUCACCUGCAGCACCUCCCAGACGGAGUACGUGCCCCUGCGCUUCUCGGGGAAGAGCCUCGUGGUCGCCGGCCUGCACAAGACCCUCCAGCAGAGUCUCAACAGCUCCCAGUGCCCCACUGGAAAGUACGUUGCCCUCCGAUGCACCCGCUGUGGGCAACGGAUGUCUGGCCGCAUCGUCGGAGGCACCGAAACAUCAGCCGGCAAGUGGCCCUGGCAAGUGAGCCUCCAGUAUGGAUCGACCCACAUCUGUGGAGGCACCAUCAUCGACCCCCUGUGGGUGCUCACGGCUGCCCACUGCUUCUUCAUGAACAGUGAGAAGAUCCUGGACGAAUGGAAGGUGUUCGCGGGGGCCUCUGACCUCAGCCACCUGGCCGAGGGCAUCCCGGUCUCCCACGUCAUCAUCAACUCCAACUACAGCGAUGACCACGACGACUACGACAUCGCCCUGAUGAAGCUGUCGAGGCCCCUCACCCUCUCAGCCCAGGUCCGCCCCGCCUGUCUCCCCAUGUCUGGCCAGAAGUUCCUUCCCGGGAGGACAUGUUCCAUCACGGGCUUUGGCAAGAUCAACGAGAGUGAUGAGAACACCUCCCCGAAGCUGCGGGAAGCAGAGGUGAAGAUCAUCGACUACAAGCUCUGCAACAGCCAGAAUGUCUACGAGGGCUACCUGACCCCCCGGAUGAUGUGUGCGGGGUACUUGCAAGGCGGGCGAGAUGCCUGCCAGGGUGACAGCGGCGGCCCUUUGGUCUGCCAGGAGAGCAACCGCUGGUACGUGGCCGGCGUCACAAGCUGGGGGACGGGCUGCGGCCAGAGGAACAAGCCAGGGGUCUACACGCGGGUCACAAAGCUGCUCAGUUGGAUCCACAGCAAAAUGGAGAGCCAGAGCAACUGACCAGAGGGAGACGGCUCCCCCCUGCUCGCCUUGCUGCUCUGCUCCCGGAGGAGGGCGCUCGUGCUGCCGUCCCCCCCUGCCCUGGGGGAAUGAGGGGGCUGCCCCGGCAGAGACCGAGCCGUGUGGCCCAGAAGGGUCCACUGCGCCGGUGGCCGCUGGCUUUCCAUGUUUGGACUGUGCCUCCGGAGAGCGAGCCCAGAGCUCAGCAUUCAGGAUGGAUGCUCCACUGGGGAGAGAGACGCCCCUCAUCCUUCACAGCGAAGACCUGGCCGGCCUCUUUGGGCCAGACUGCACUACUGGCCAAAGGGAAGAGGAGCGCCUCUGCCUUCCAGGCCACCUCCGUGUGUCACCGCGACAGGGACGGCGGGCCCCGCCUUGGGAGCUGCAAAGCCUCCAGCCACUGGGGCAGUGCGCUGCAGGGGCUCUCCGGCAGCCCCCUCACCAUUCCGCAGGGACAUCCAAGGGACAUCGGUGCCCCACCAAGGGAACUGGGGCCGUUUGCAUCUGUGACCCCACAUGGGCCAAGGACGGGCUUUGGAAGGUGCUGAGACUGAGCGCCGCUUGCGGAAUUCAGCCUCCAAGGAGCCGCUCUGCCUUUGUGCCUCAUAUCCUCCUCCUCAGGGUGGGCGGCCUCCCUCCAUUGACCUCCUCCUUCUGCAUAAGGCUGGUGAGGCCGCCGACUUUAACCUCAGGGCCGGACUCCAGGGGCAUCUCUCACCAAAAACGGACAGCAAGUCACGUGGCUGCCACGGAACUAUGUGGAGGAGGAGGAGGCGGCGGCAGAGGCAUGAAUGCUGGUGGGAAACUCUUUGGCACCAGACGUCCCAGCAGCCGGGGGGGGGGGAGACUCCUCAGUUUCCCGGAGGAUGGGGCUGAAUCUGGUCCAGGCCCGUACUUAGUGAACUGUAUUAAAUUAUUUCAAUAUGACAA